AUGUCUCAAAUCCCAGAAGAUCACUAUUCUGACCUAGAUGAAAAUGAGAAACCAGAACCUAGAAUACUUGAAAUGCCAGGACUUCGUAAAUUGUCCGUGGAUACCCAAUCAUACACUGCAGAGACAGGCGCAGAGCAGUUUUCUGAGACUGAUGAAGAGGCACAGCCACUGGAGACUGAGGAAAAGAACUUUAAAGAGGAGGAUCCAGAAAAUGAAAAGAAUAUACAAUUAGAACCAACCUGGACCUUUGAAGAAGAAAUUCCCAAGGAGACACAAAUGGACCUGUUUAUUCAAGCCAAACCAGAGAUUCCCCAAGCGUUGAAAUCAGAGACACUGGGAGAAAUGGAAGGCAAGCUUUGCAAGAAUUUGAAGAUCUCUGUGGAUUAAAAGGGUAAGAAACCAGACCUCGAACCACAAGAGGAGGCUAAACCAGAUGUCACAGAAUGGGCUACAGAAACAGAUACACGGUUACCAGUGGAAACCAAAUUUGAGAUUUCAGGAACCGCAACCAGUGAGACAAAAUUAGAGUUACUACUAGAGGAGUCUGAACUGGAGGCUGCAGAGGAAUCACUUAAAAGAAACAGAUGUAGACCCUUCAGAGAAACAGAUGAAGAAACAGAUCUAGAGCCUUCAGAGCAGACGAAACCAGAUUUUGCAAGUGGGAAAUCAGGAAAAUCAGUUGAAGUAGUAGAUCUUCAGUUGCCCAAGAUGACCAAACCAGAGAUUCCAAAGGAGACACAAUACAAGUCAACUGAAGAAAAAAAGAUAGAGUCAUCAGGGCAGACUAAACUACAGUUUCCAGACCAGAAACCAAAAAUACUUGUUGAGAAAACAGACCUACAACCUUCAGAAGAGACUAAACCAGAGAUUCCAGAGAAAAUGCAAAGAAAGUCAACUGAGGAGAUAGGAAGACACAUUAAGCAAGAAUUUCCUAGCUGGAAAACAAGAAAGUCAACUGAAGAAAAGGUUCCAGAACCACUGGAAUCAGAAUUUCCUGAGCAACAAUCAGGAAAACCAAUUAUCAAAACAAGUCUAGAACUAUCAGAAAAGACUACAUCAGAGGUUACAAAGGAGACAAAAAGGUCAGAUGAAGAAAAGAUUCCAGGGACACAAGCAGAGACUAAAUUAGUACAACCACAGGAGAUCAAACCAGAUGUUGAAGUGGAAACACGAAGAAAGUCAAUUGAGGAGAAAGUUCCAGAGUCACUAGGGUAUACUAAACCAAUAGCUCAAAAAGAGAAGCAGAGAAAAUCAAGUGAGAAGACAGGACUGGCAUUGCCAGAGAAGUUGGAGUCAAAGAAAACGCUAAAAAACUCAGCCAAGGAAAAAGGCCUAGAGCCAUCAGAACAGAUUGAAUUGGAGUUUCCAAAAAUGAAACCAAGAAAACCAACUGAGGAGACAAGUCAAGUGCCACUACAGAUGAUCAAAUCAGUUCAAGAGAAGAGACAAACAGAGUCAACUGAGGAGAAAAAUCUAGAGUUACCAAAUGAAGCCAAAUCAAGAGAAACAAGGAAAUUUGUAAAAGAAACCGACAAAAUUAGAAACAGUGAGGCAUUAGAUUCUCACAGAGGAAGUGAAGUAGACUCAGAUAGUACACAUUAUGGGAAAUCUCAAGAAUCCUCAAAACUCCUUGAAUUUGAUUUCAAUGAAUAUAUAAACUUACGUUCCUCAGAGUCUCAAAUGGAAUUAAAAGAGUCCUUUAAUGAGAAGAAAAGUAUAAAUUUACAUGAAGAGUUGGAGGAACAGGUACCUAAAGAGGAAGAAUCCAGGCCCAAAAAAGUGAAGGAGCCACAGUUUGAGUUUCUUAAAUGGAGCCCAGAGCAGGUUGCAGAGUGGAUUAGCCAGCUAGGCUAUCCUCAAUACAAGGAGUGUUUUACUGCAAACUUCAUCGGUGGCAAUAAACUCAUCCAUGUAAACUGCUCAAACCUCCCUCAGAUGGGAAUAACAGAUUUUGAGCACAUGAAGGCUAUCUCUCGGCAUACAAGGGAGCUGCUGGGAAUUGAAGAGCCAUUAUUCAAGCGCAGCAUCACACUUCCCUACAGAGACAAUAUUGGCUUAUUUUUAGAACAAAAGAGUCAUACCGGUGUUAAAUCUGAUUCCCUGACCUUCUCCGAAUUUGUCAAAGCAGCAGGAUUAGAGGACUAUGCUCCAUAAAUAAUCCCCUGAAGAGAAUGAGACAUUAAGUUGCACUCAGCUACAAAGGAGAAAAAAGUCAUGUCACUUACCUUGAAACAGCAAACUAAAUUACUUGGGGAAAGAGGUAUUGUCCCCUUUGGGUUUUCUUUUUUUUUCCUUUUCAAUAAAGAUCAGAAAGAGGCUGGGCAUGCUGGUUCAUGCCUGUAAUCCCAGAACUUGGGAGGCUGAGGCAGGAGAAUUACUUCAAAUUCAAGGCCAGCCUGGGCUACAUAGUGAGUCCGAGACCAGUCUGAACCACAUAGUGAGACCUGUCUCAAAAAAACAAAGAAAGAAAAAAGGAUCACAGAACUGCUGGUUCCAUUCCUAGUUCUUUUACUUAUAACAUUUUCCCAUUAUUUGUAUUUUAGUUUAACCUUUUGUUAAAACAGAGUGCAAUUCUUUUCUUUCUGGGUGAUUGUAAGAAUUACCAGUAAAUCCUAAUAAUAUACCUAGUGGUAGGAACAUGUUGGAAAAAUAUAAUUUAAAAUAAAAAUGCUUGCCACCCCGGAUAAUACUUUCUACAAAUAUAGAAGUCUUUUAUUACUGAAGAAACAUUAAACUGAUGCAUGCAGCAGGCAAGCUACUAAAUAGAUUACAAAGACAAAGCAAUCUCCGUCUUUAAGUAGGCACAUUCUACGCUUUACAUACAUAAGAAUUAUCAGUAUCCAAAAGAAAAAUAAAACUUCACAUAUCUUGUUGACAAACAAAAGUUAUUACAUGGAGCCAGGGCCCUAGCUAACCCCCCAUAGAGAAAGAGAGACAGCACCAUUUGCCCCACUGCCAAGUUUCCAAGGCCCCCCAGAAGAUGGUCGGAUAAAAUUGGCAAGGGUCGUAUAAAAUUAGUUUUUUAAAAGAUAUAAAUAUAUCUUCAAAACAUCCACAGGAUUUGCAAUUAUGUCUUCCAAAGAGAAGGGAGGAAUUCAAGGAGCGGAAGUUCUCUUUAGUCAUCAGAGGAAAAAAAAAUAUUUUGAAAAA
Molecule: messenger RNA, 3150 nt
Organism: Cavia porcellus (domestic guinea pig)
Lineage: Eukaryota; Metazoa; Chordata; Mammalia; Rodentia; Caviidae
Gene: Samd15
Product: sterile alpha motif domain containing 15
Exons: 3
Molecular function (GO): protein binding
Source: RefSeq, a predicted model, not a curated record